UUCUUGUUUCAUUGGUCGAUAAUUUAAGUUAUAAGAGGGGAAAAUGUUUCAUUAUUAGUGAAAUAAUCUGUCAAUGCAACAAGAACUUUUUUCAAGUUUCUUUAGAACAAUGAGAUGUUAAAGUUUCUCUGUAUGCAGAUGACAGCACAGAUCACUGUCUGUCCUGUGAUUGGUGGCUUUCUUUCCAAAAGGAAGUUGUGAACAGAGUUUAAAAGCUGCUGCAGGACUGCAGACAUUCAGAGGAAGCUGGACAAGCAAUGGCUCUGCUGAAGGUUCUGCUGCUGCUGGGGCUGGGAGUUUCAGUGAACUCAGAUGUUUCUCUGCAGAAGAGAAUCAUUGGAGGUCAAAACUGUGAUGACACUAAGCAUCUUUAUCAUGUUCGGCUUGAGAGCAGCAAUGGUACUCAUAUCACCCGCUGUGGAGGAUCUCUGAUCCGCCCUCACUGGAUCCUGACUGCAGCUCACUGCUGGAAGUCGGAGUCAGGAUGGACUAACGUAGCAGUGCUGAAAGUUCAUCCACGGACUGCUGGGGAGCAGCGACAGAUGAUCCGACAAGCUCCUGUGAUUUAUAGUCGUAAUUUCCAGCAGCAUGACAUCAUGUUGCUGAAGCUUGAGACACCAGUAACAGAUGUCCCACUUCCUCGGCUACCAGACCGCAGGUAUCGUCUUAGAAGAGGCAGUGUUGUUCAGCUGGCAGGAGAGGGAGCAACAACAACCGGCCCCAACAAUCAACGAUUGCCCCCCGGUGCUGCUAUUCCACCACAUCUUCAAUGUGUCGAAAUGGAAGUUGUUGAUGUUUCCCUCUUCGUGCCGUUAACUGGUACUAUAUUCCGUGUUAAAGCACCGAACAAGGAUAUCUGUUAUGGCGAUGAUGGUGGAGCAGCGAUGCUCAGCGACAUGAUUUAUGGUGUGAUUUCUUUUGGUGGAGCAUACUACGCAUGUCAGAGACCUGCUACAAUCUUGGAUGUGUGUGAAUACAAGGACUGGAUUAAAAGAAUUACUGGGCGUAAAUAAAACAGAAACAAUUAUGAAAUAAAAUUCUCAUCAAAUUUCCUUUCACAUAUAAUUUUAUAAUUGUAUCUUCAUCAGUUUGAUCCACAUCAUUGUAGAAUUAGAAUAAAUUCAUAGUUUUGUUUUUCUCACCUGAUCUUGACCUCCCUAAUGGAGCUUUCUCUGCAUCAGAAAUGAAAAAUAAAUCAAUAAAUGCAUGAAAAAGAAA
This is a messenger RNA of Xiphophorus hellerii (green swordtail), 1218 nucleotides long. Its product is annotated as putative trypsin-6. Gene Ontology annotation, molecular function: serine-type endopeptidase activity. The coding region runs from base 258 to 1013 and encodes 251 amino acids. Lineage: Eukaryota; Metazoa; Chordata; Actinopteri; Cyprinodontiformes; Poeciliidae. The transcript is spliced from 6 exons. Gene Ontology annotation, biological process: proteolysis. The record is from RefSeq and is a predicted model, not a curated record.